Messenger RNA from Drosophila hydei, 4513 nucleotides. It is a transcript of the gene dlg1, whose product is annotated as disks large 1 tumor suppressor protein. Lineage: Eukaryota; Metazoa; Arthropoda; Insecta; Diptera; Drosophilidae. The coding region runs from base 95 to 4003 and encodes 1302 amino acids. Gene Ontology annotation, biological process: chemical synaptic transmission. Gene Ontology annotation, molecular function: kinase binding. Gene Ontology annotation, cellular component: neuromuscular junction; postsynaptic density membrane; neuron projection. The transcript has 18 exons. The record is from RefSeq and is a predicted model, not a curated record.
GCAGUACGACAACGUCUCCGCACAGAGCUAGUGCUGACGGAACACUUGACUUGACUGGGCUUGACUUGACUUGUGCUGUGUUGUGCUGUGAAAAAUGGACUCGGACACGGAUUCGGAUAGGGAAAAGAGCAGCGAUCCCAAUGAGGAGCUGCUUAGCAGUGAUGAUAAAACGUUCCACGACGACGACGACGACGAUGAUGAAGAUGAGGAUUCAUCAGAUAUGAACGAUCCAAUUAGGCGAAUCGAUGCGGAACAAGUGCAAUCAACAGCAGAGCAACUGCUGGUGGUGCUCAUGCAAGCGGAAGCCAUAGAAAUGCAGCAACAGCAACAGCAGCAGCAGCAGCAGCAGCAAAUCGAUGUCGCUGUCGCUGUGGUUGACAUGUCAGUGGCAACAGCUUUGGUACAACAAACAGCCACGGCCGAGCCACCUGACCAGCGUGUGCCAACCGAGCCCCUGAUUGCCAAGUAUGGCGAGAGCGUGCGUGAAUCUGUGGAAUGUUUUUACUCGGCCCAGGAUCUGCUGGAGUACGGUCACAUGCUGUCCUCGACGGCGGAGCAGCGCACGCCGGAUGUGGAGUCCGGCUACUUUGAUAAGUCCGAGAGUGACGAUGUCUCGCGCGAAGACUUUGAGGCGCAAAGCUGCAGCUUGCGUCGACCCAAAGGCGCCAGUGCGCUGCCAAUCCUUCCCAGCCAUGAAUUGGCAUCUACCACGAGCAGCUCGGAGAGUUUGCGCAUUGAGCUGAAUCGCUUUUGCAGCUCCAUUGAAGCUUUCGAGCUGCAGCAACAACAUCAGCAGCAGCAGGAGCAGCAGGAGCAGCAGCAGCAGCAGUUGCUCAUGAUUGGGCAGCCAAGCGAGGCGGCCGCGGCUGGCGAGGAUUUGGCAACGGACGAACGUUUCCUAGACACACAAAGUGAGCCAUAUAUUAUGCAGGUGUUUAGCCUAGAAGCCCAUCGAGCCCUUGAACUGCUCGAGGAUUAUCAUGCACGUCUCUCGGAGCCACAGGAUCGUGCGCUGCGUAUAGCAAUCGAACGUGUGAUUCGCAUCUUUAAGUCUCGCCUAUUUCAAGCGCUACUAGAUAUACAAGAAUUCUAUGAAUUGACAUUAUUGGAUGACUCAAAGAGCAUACAACAAAAGACCGCCGAAACAUUGCAAAUUGCGACCAAAUGGGAGAAAGAUGGACAAGCGACAAAGAUAGCCGAUUUUAUAAAAACUACCAAUCUAAAUCGCAAUUGCGUCUAUGAAUUUAACAACGAUGCCACAAAUCCCAAUCCAAGUUCAAAUCUUAAUCAAACGGUGAACGCGGCCGCGCAUGCCGAGGCCUUGAGCAGAACAUUUAAAAAUGAAUUGGAAGAGAUUUUGAACCAACGCAUGCGCAUUGAGUCUGAUUGCGAGAAUGCCAAAGAUGCAACCGCCGAUGAUGCUGCUAUUCAACAAGUGCGCAACUCGCGCUCACCCCAGCAGCAACAGCAGCAGCAGCAGGUGGUACAACAGUUGCAGCAACAUCAACAGCAACAGCAGCAGCACCUUAACCAAUCACAGUCCACGACAGCAGCUAGAAGCGGGACUCAGAUACUACACAAGGCAUCCUCGACGAAGGUGAACGGCGAUGAUAGCUGGUACUAUGAGGAUAUCCAGCUGGAGCGUGGAAACUCUGGCUUGGGCUUCUCGAUUGCCGGCGGCACGGACAAUCCGCAUAUUGGCACCGACACAUCGAUCUAUAUCACGAAGCUGAUACCUGGCGGUGCAGCAGCCGCCGAUGGACGCCUGAGCAUCAAUGACAUCAUUGUCUCGGUCAAUGAUGUAUCCGUGGUGGAUGUGCCGCAUGCUUCCGCCGUGGAUGCUCUGAAGAAGGCCGGCAAUAUUGUUAAGCUGCAUGUGAAACGGAAACGUGCCACCAGUGCCACAGUACCCACAGCUGAUGCACAAGACAGCGUUAGCGCCACGGCGGUGUCCGCAUCGGCAUCGGCAUCGGCUUCGGCCACGGCCGGACCAAAGGUGAUCGAAAUUGAUUUGGUCAAGGGCGGCAAAGGUCUGGGCUUCUCAAUUGCCGGCGGCAUUGGCAAUCAGCAUAUACCGGGCGACAAUGGCAUCUAUGUGACAAAGCUUAUGGAUGGCGGCGCCGCCCAAGUGGACGGGCGUCUCUCAAUUGGCGACAAGCUGAUAGCAGUUCGCACCAAUGGCAGUGAAAAGAAUUUGGAGAAUGUCACGCAUGAACUGGCUGUGGGCACGCUCAAGUCAAUCACCGAUAAGGCGACACUGAUUGUGGGCAAAACGCAGCAUUUAACCAGCAGUGUCUCGCAGUCGGGCGGCAGCUUGGGCGGCCAGCUUGGCCAGCAGUCGCAGGCGCAGCAUUCGCAAUCGCAAACCCAAUUGGCAGCCACACGUCAGCAGCAGCAGCAGCAGCAAGUGAACUCGGAAUCUGCAGAGCCUGGCUCAAGAUACGCAUCGACAAAUGUCCUGGCGGCCGUGCCACCGGGCACACCACGCGCUGUCAGCACAGAGGAUAUAACCAGGGAACCACGCACCAUUACCAUACAAAAGGGACCGCAAGGUCUGGGCUUCAAUAUAGUCGGCGGCGAGGAUGGACAGGGUAUUUAUGUAUCAUUCAUAUUGGCCGGCGGUCCGGCAGAUCUUGGCUCUGAGCUGAAGCGCGGCGAUCAGCUGCUCAGUGUGAACAACGUGAAUUUGACGCAUGCCACACAUGAGGAGGCGGCACAGGCACUAAAAACAUCUGGCGGCGUUGUCACUCUGGUUGCACAAUAUCGUCCGGAGGACUACAAUCGCUUUGAGGCACGCAUUCAGGAGCUGAAACAACAGGCGGCGCUUAGCGCCGGCGGCUCCGGCACCCUGCUGCGCACCACACAGAAGCGUUCGCUAUAUGUGCGCGCCCUGUUCGACUAUGAUCCAAAUCGCGAUGAUGGCCUGCCGUCACGCGGCCUGCCCUUCAAGCACGGCGACAUCCUGCACGUGACCAACGCCUCCGACGACGAGUGGUGGCAGGCACGACGUGUGCUCGGCGACAAUGAGGACGAACAAAUUGGUAUUGUGCCAUCCAAGCGGCGCUGGGAGCGUAAAAUGCGUGCACGUGAUCGCAGCGUCAAGUUCCAAGGACAUGCGGCAGCUAACAAUAAUCUAGAUAAGCAAUCAACUUUGGAUCGCAAAAAGAAGAAUUUUACGUUCUCACGCAAGUUCCCUUUCAUGAAGAGUCGCGAUGAGAAGAACGAAGAUGGCAGCGAUCAAGAGCCUUUUAUGCUUUGCUACACACAAGACGAUGCCAACGCUGAAGGAGGCGAGAUUAUCUACAGAGUGGAGUUACCCGAUAUGGAGCAGAUAACAUUAAUCUACUUGGAGAAUAAUGAUGCUGACUAUCCUUCCGAGGAGAACGUGCUGUCCUAUGAGGCCGUGCAGCGUUUGUCCAUUAGCUAUACGCGACCCGUUAUAAUACUGGGACCGCUUAAGGAUCGUAUCAAUGACGAUUUGAUAUCUGAAUACCCGGACAAGUUCGGCUCAUGUGUGCCACAUACCACACGGCCGAAACGCGAAUAUGAGGUGGAUGGACGGGACUAUCAUUUCGUCUCGUCACGCGAACAAAUGGAGCGCGAUAUACAGAAUCAUCUGUUUAUCGAGGCUGGCCAAUACAAUGACAAUCUGUAUGGCACUUCGGUGGCCAGCGUCCGCGAGGUGGCCGAGCGGGGCAAACAUUGCAUAUUGGAUGUAUCGGGCAAUGCAAUCAAGCGCCUGCAAGUGGCGCAACUCUAUCCGGUUGCCGUGUUCAUAAAGCCCAAGUCUGUUGACUCGGUGAUGGAAAUGAAUCGUCGCAUGACCGAGGAGCAGGCAAAGAAAACAUAUGAGCGCGCCAUUAAGAUGGAGCAAGAAUUCGGCGAAUACUUUACGGGCGUUGUACAAGGCGAUACGAUCGAGGAAAUAUAUAGCAAAGUGAAAUCAAUGAUUUGGUCGCAAUCGGGACCAACCAUUUGGGUACCAUCGAAGGAAUCUCUAUGACCAACAGCCACAACAACAUGGACACUGCCGCCUCGAGUACGUUGUCGACCUGUCUCGAGAACAACAACAACAACAGCAACAACAACAACAACAUCAGCAACAGCAGCAGCAACAAAUCAGCCGCAACAAAAAACGUCACAUUGAUGCACCAACGCAACGACCACGAUGACUAAGACGACGACGAUGACAACACCAACAGCAACACCAACAACAGCAGCAACAACAACAACAAGACGCAGCAGUCAGCCCAAUGUUGUUCAUGUUUAGAAUUGUUAUUGUUUUUAGAUAAACAAAUAACAAGAAAUAACAUUUGCCGGCGCCAGUUAAAUGAGGGCCAAAGCAAAACGAUAUCAGGCAAAUAAGCAUUGCUCUUAGCCAUGUUUGUUUGUCGUUGAUUCUUGGUUCUUAGCUCUGAAAACGAAAAAGAAGAAAAAAAAACAAAAUGAUGAAGCGGCAGCUGUUUAGUUUAAGUUAGAACAAAAUUGAUAAAAAGAAGAAGAAAAACACAAA